Ilex paraguariensis (yerba mate) is the source of this 220-nucleotide messenger RNA. The record is from the annotation of a GenBank genome assembly. Lineage: Eukaryota; Viridiplantae; Streptophyta; Magnoliopsida; Aquifoliales; Aquifoliaceae.
CUGAAGCAACGGACACUUUGCACUAUGAGGCGCAAUGUCGGAUUAAAGACCCUGUCGUCUGUGGCCGUGUUCGAAUUAUUACUCAGUUGCAUCUACAAAUACACGAUGCACAAAACCAGUUAGCCAAAAUGCAAGCCGAGGCUGCCUUCCUCACUGCCCCUGCUCAUGAAGAACUCCAAGAAUCUGCAUCAAACCUUCAACACCUUAUUGCCCGAAUAAA